Messenger RNA from Oreochromis aureus, 1227 nucleotides. RefSeq names its product histidine-rich glycoprotein-like. The record is from RefSeq and is a predicted model, not a curated record. NCBI's taxonomy places the organism in Eukaryota, Metazoa, Chordata, Actinopteri, Cichliformes, Cichlidae. The coding region runs from base 56 to 1114 and encodes 352 amino acids. Gene Ontology annotation, molecular function: cysteine-type endopeptidase inhibitor activity. Gene Ontology annotation, biological process: negative regulation of endopeptidase activity. Gene Ontology annotation, cellular component: blood microparticle; extracellular region; extracellular matrix. The transcript is spliced from 7 exons.
CACUCUAUAUAACAGCCCCGUAAUAGUGGCCUGCUCCAGUCUUCUCCUCUGUACCAUGAGGACGUUACGAGUCCUGACACUUCUUUCGGCAGCAGUCCUGCUUUGCAGCGCUGCCCCAGGUUUGGCGCCACUAACAUGCAGUGAAGGUAACGGUCCGGCGGCAGCAGAUAAGGCAGUGCAUCACAUCAAUGAGUAUCACGACCAUGGCUACAAAUUCAGACUGCAUGAAGUUCAAGGAAACAGUGUGGAACAGGUUGAUGGUGGAUGUAAUGUAAAGUUGCAGCUGGAUCUUCGGGAGACAAAAUGCCACACUACCAACCCGAAACCCUUUGAGGACUGUGAAAUCCGUGAAGAGACAGCGCGGGCAGUGAAGGCCAACUGCACUGUGUUGAUGACUAUAAAAGAUGGUGAUGCCACCAUAACCAAAUAUGAAUGUGACACACGACAAGUAAAUACUAACUCGGAGAUGGUACGCAUCUGCCCUGACUGUCCCGUGCUGCUGCCUCUCAACGACUCUGAAGGUCUCAAGUCUGUUCAUGAAGCAACAACAGAAUUCAACAAGAACACCAGUAACCAGCACUACUACAUCUUGAAGGAAGUGGGACGGAUAUCAUCUGGGUAUAUAAUGACAUCUGGAAUGAACUACUAUGCUGAGUUUGCCCUUGUGGAGACUCAUUGCCCAAUGGGCUCUAGAAUCGUAAUUGAGGCAUGCACUCCGCUCUGUCCUGACAGAGCUCGUCAUGCUUUCUGCAAGUCAUCUUACUCCAGUGAAAAUGGACUCCUGUCCAAUGACUGUGAUUUCUAUCCUGCAGAGAACACUACUGCCCUUGGGCCUGGUGAGAAGGAGCCUGACUGUAGACAUCAUGGAAGACGCCUUCCACAUAGUCAUGGUGGCCCCCCUCCACAUGCUCACGACCAUGGUCAUGGCCCCCCUCCACAUGAUCAUGAACAUGGUCAUGGCCCUCCUCCUCCUGGUGGCAAGGGAGGCCAUCAUGGUAAAGGGUCAUUUCAUCCCCUACGGCGCUUUCAUCCAUGUCACGGAUUCCUAGUCAAUCCUGACCCAGCUCUCCACCCUAUUUGCCCCUGGCCUCUUCCUCACCGCACACACAACUAAUCCAGAAUUAGCCGAGCAUUGCCAAAUAAAGAACAUGGUUGUUUUGCGUACAAUGUGCCAAAAUAUAGUGCAUACAAAAUAAACCAUCUAGGUGUUGAUUACUUGAAACUGGA